Volvox carteri f. nagariensis is the source of this 987-nucleotide messenger RNA. RefSeq lists its product as uncharacterized. The transcript has 9 exons. The coding region runs from base 1 to 987 and encodes 328 amino acids. The record is from RefSeq and is a predicted model, not a curated record. Lineage: Eukaryota; Viridiplantae; Chlorophyta; Chlorophyceae; Chlamydomonadales; Volvocaceae.
AUGUGGCCAAGGGGCCCCUUCAUGAACUGGGGCCCCGUCCUCUCACUCGGGCUGCUCCCCAGCAGCGAUACCUGUGUAAAUCAGCGGCGGCGAAACCAUGGACAACAGCGCCACAGCGGCAGCUCUGUCGCCGUGCGGUCACUGCUGGUGGUGGUGAUGAUGAUGUGCCUACUCGAACCCAAGGCUUGGAUGCAGCUUGGCGGGGUCGAGGCGGCAACGCUGACUGGUCGACAGGCGCGCUGGCAGUCGCAGAAUUCCUUGGGUGAAGAGUUGCUAAACGGAGGCCCAGGCCGACAACAACAACAACAACAACAACAACGAGGCGGGCCCUGGUUUGCACGACAAUUGAUGACGCAAUUUGAAGACGCGUUCCCGUGCCAGGACCUCUGCAACAAGGAAUGUGGACAGAGUCCUUGGGAGCUGCUGGGGAUCACGAGGACCGUCCGCAUCUUUGCCUCCAACACAUUUUGCGUGCAGCUUCGGAGACGCGGCUGUGAGGCUAGCAGCUGCUGCGACCUGCUCUCCAGCGGCAUUGACGCGCUCUCCAUCAGCGUGGCGGCCACCGGCAGGUGCAACGUGUCCAGCAUUUUGAGGGUGUUUGUGGGGGGUAGACAGGUACGGCCGGUCGUGGACUAUCCGCUUCAGUACACUGAUGGCAGCCCAUCUGAUGUGGGUCUGUCCAUUAUUGAUAUGACCUCAUUGGGGAUCGAUCUGGAGAACCUUGAGGUCUGCUACGAGGUCCGCAAGGGCUGUGCGGAGUGGGCGGACUUUUGCCGUGCGGGUUUGCCCGGCUCAAACGCGGGUUGUCGCUUCUCUGUGAAUGAGGCGGAUGCGGCGGCCCCCCUCACCAACACCACCCAGCCCUCCAAGCCCACGCCCUAUGCGGGUCCGGCCGUCGCCGCCGCCCCCCAAACCCCGCCCUCCACCCCCAAGCCCUCGUCCGCCACUACCCCCAAGCCCCAGCCCCCCACGCCCUCCCAGCCCUAG